CAUGAAGAGGGCACCCGAUGCACAGGGAACUAAAUAAGGGCAUGCCCGAGGGCUGCUUUCCAAAACUGCCAGAAGAUAAAGCUGGGGCAGGGCACCCAGAAGCAAAAUGGAAACCAAACAGACCUGCUGGGCCUUCUCCCCCCUCUCAGCCUCAGCCCCUGCUGCCCUGUGCUGUGCCUACCCUCCCCUCCUCUCCAUUAAGACAAGGCCAAGUCCAUCCCCAUCCCCACCCUUCUUCCUCCCAUCCCCCUCCAUCCCCAUCCCCAUCCCCAUCCCUCCCCUCCCCUACCCACACACUCACUGUGAGCGCUGUGCAUUCCCAUUUCCAACUUGCAAUUCGGGCGAGUGAAGUGAAGUGAAGCUGCUCAAUUUGUUACCUGCCUGCCGCCCAGCAGCAGCAUGUAACCAAGCCAAGCAAGCCUCACCAUCACCGCCGAGGUCAUGCAAUGGUAAUUGACCGCCACUGGAGAAGGAGUGGAAAUCAGCCACCUCACUGGGAGUAAGAGUACCACCAAUUAGGACAGCCACAGUAGCUCUCCCCGGCCGGGCGUCGCCAUGCAGUCCGGCUACGGCGGCGUCUCCGAGUUCCAGCAGUUCAUCAUGGACGGCGGCUUCGCCAUGUCCGCGCCGCCGCAGCAGCCGCAGCCGCCCCAGCCCGCCGCCGCCCAGGAGCUUGGCGGGCCCUUCAGGUACCAGCCGCUGCACCACCACGCCCUGCCGCCGCAGCACCACCACCACGCGCCGCACAUGCCGCCGCACUUCGCCCACUUCGGCGCCCCCCCGCAGGCACCCUUCACGCAGCAGCUGCUGCACCAGGCCGCCGCCGCGGGGCACCACCACCACCUCCAGCUCUUCCACGAGCAGCACCACCACCACAAGCCCCCGCCGCCGCAGCCGCAGCAGCACCAGCCGCAGCAGUCGGCGCCGUCGAGAUGGGCUCCGCAGCACCACCACCAGCAGCCGCACCAGCAGCACCACCACCCACACCACCUGGGGUUCGACGUCGAGGCUGUGCCUGAGAGCUCCGGGGCGGGCGCCGGGAGCGCGGCCUCCGGCGGCGCGGCCCCUCCGGGCGUCCCUCCGUUCCUGGCGGCCGCCAUGAACUUUAAGCUGGCGGUCGACGCCGGUGGCGGCAGCGGCGCCACAGGGGGAACCGACGACGCCCUCAACGACGGAGGCGGCGGCGCGGGCAGCGGCAUGAUGCUCCAUGUCGGUGGCGGCGGCGGCGGCGGCGACGACGAGGCGGCCCCCGAGAGCCGGCUCCGGCGGUGGAACGGCGACGAGGAGACCUCCAUCAAAGAACCCACCUGGCGGCCGCUCGACAUCGACUACUUACACAGCACGAGCAGCAGCAAGAGGGCGCCGGGGAAGGAGAAGGUGGCCACGCCAGAGUCCCCCGCGCCGACUGCCGCGGCGGCCAACUACUUCAAGAAAGGCGACGACAAUGCUGCUGCCGCGGCCGCCGCUGCCGCUGCCGCGUCCGCGGGCGGCAGCAACUACAAGCUGUUCAGCGAACUGGAGGCCAUCUACAAGCCGGGGAGCAGUGGCGCAGGCGGCGCCCAGACGGGCUCCGGCUCCGGCCUCACCGGCGACGACAAUGCCAUCCUAGAGCCGGCCAUGGCCGACCUCCCGGGCGUGGCGGCCGCGGACGCGCCGCAGCUCAACACAUCUGAGACGUCGGCCGGGGAGGACGCGGCGGCGGUGGUGCAGCCUCCGCAGCCGCAGCCGUCGGCGGACGCGGCGCGGCGCAAGCGGAAGCGUCGGCGGCAGGAGCAGCUGAGCGCGUCGGCGUCCUUCUUCGAGCGGCUGGUGCAGCGGCUGAUGGAGCACCAGGAGAGCCUCCACCGGCAGUUCUUGGACGCCAUGGAGCGGCGCGAGCGGGAGCGCGCCGCGCGCGACGAGGCGUGGCGGCGGCAGGAGGCCGACAAGUUCGCCCGCGAGGCGACCGCGCGCGCGCAGGACCGCGCCAGCGCCGCGGCGCGCGAGGCCGCCAUCAUCGCGUACCUGGAGAAGAUCUCGGGCGAGUCCAUCGCCCUCCCGCCGCCCGCCGCGGCGUCCGGCGAUGACAUGAGCCAGGACGCGGCGGCCGGCAAGGAGCUGGUGCCCUACGACGGCGGCGGCGGCGGCGGCGGCGGCGUUUGCGGUGACACGGCGCCCGGCAGCGGUGGCGACGUGGGGUCGCUGCACCUGAGCACGUCGCGGUGGCCGAAGCACGAGGUGGAGGCGCUGAUCCGGGUGCGGACGGGGCUGGAGGGGCGGUUCCAGGAGCCGGGGCUCAAGGGCCCGCUGUGGGAGGAGGUGAGCGCGCGCAUGGCGGCGGCGGGGUACGGGCGCAGCGCGAAGCGGUGCAAGGAGAAGUGGGAGAACAUCAACAAGUACUUCCGCAAGGCGAAGGAGAGCGGCAAGAAGCGGCCGGCGCACGCCAAGACGUGCCCCUACUUCGACGAGCUGGACCGGCUCUACUCGCGCACCGGCGGGCAGUCCAACAAUGGCAGCGCCGGCAGCAACAGCAAUGCCGGCGGCGGAGACGAGGCCAAGGCGAGCUCGGAGCUGCUGGACGCGGUGGUCAGGUACCCCGACGCGCAGGGCGGCCCGCCCGGGUUCAUGUUCGACAGGGAGCAUCAGAACGAGGCCGGAGGCCGAGAGGAGGGCGCGGCCGACGAAGAGGAGGACGGUGGCAUUGCCAAGGGGAGGGCCGCCGACGACGAGGAUCAGGAUCAGGACGACGAGGUGGAGAGCCAUGGCGGCCACGAUGAUGAUGAGUAGCUAUAGCUAGCUAGCUGAUGAGCUGGAUGGAUGGAUCUAACUUGGAGUGAGUAGCUGCGUGCAUGGCAUGGCAUUGCCAUGCAUCUCCUUGUUAAUUUGCCUUGCUUAUUGAUCUGUUUCUUCUUUCCUUCUUUCUUGUUAUUAGCUGUUGUUACUACUACUUAUAUAUUAGCAGUACUACUACUAUUACUACUA
Messenger RNA from Panicum hallii, 2961 nucleotides. RefSeq names its product trihelix transcription factor GT-2-like. NCBI's taxonomy places the organism in Eukaryota, Viridiplantae, Streptophyta, Magnoliopsida, Poales, Poaceae. The coding region runs from base 556 to 2766 and encodes 736 amino acids. The transcript is spliced from 2 exons. The record is from RefSeq and is a predicted model, not a curated record.